AUGGCUCCUCCUCCAAAAGCUACAAAAAAGCCCAAAGUCGACUCCAAACCAAAGACGGACGUAAAACUUACCAAUCCCGAUCGAAUUGAUGACAGAUGGAGACCACCGCCGUCAAUAACAGAGCCUGGUCCGUCGCCAGAAACCUACAUAAUGGGCAGGAAGCUGGGAAAAGGCGGAUUCGCAGUUUGUUUCGAGGGACGGUCAAAAACAACAUUUGAAGUAUUUGCCCUCAAAGUCGUCAAGGCAAAGGUUGAGCAGAAAAAGAUGAUGGAGAAGUUCCGAACUGAGUUGCAAAUUCAUGCCAAAAUGCACCAUCCAAAUAUUGUCGAAUUUCUUCGUGCGUUCACCAUCGACGAGCACACCUACGUCGUCCUUCAGAUGUGCCCCAAUGGGAGUCUUACAGAAAUGGUCAAAGCCCGCUCCUGUCUCAGUCUUCCUGAAGUACGUCGGUACAUGAUUCAGAUCUGUGGAGGGGUCAAAUAUAUGCAUAAGCGAUCUGUCAUUCAUCGAGAUCUGAAGAUGGGCAAUAUUUUCCUGGAUGCCCGUAUGAAUAUCAAGAUUGGAGAUUUUGGAUUGGCGGCGGUCAUGGCAGAUGAGCAUGAUCGUCGGACCACGCUAUGCGGCACCCCAAACUACAUCGCCCCAGAGAUUUUGAGCAAGUCCGGCCACCGUGGCCACGACAACAAAGUCGACACUUGGGCUGUUGGGGUGAUUUGUUACGCCAUGCUCAUGGGCACUCCUCCCUUCCAGUCAAAGACCCAACAAGAAAUCUACACUAAACUGAGAACACUGGAAUAUGAGUGGAGGAUGGACAGCAAAAACUACAUUCCACAACAGGCGAAAGAUUUUGUGGCUUCAUGCUUGAACCUCAAUUCUGUCGAGAGACCAGAGAUGGACGAGUUGGUCGAACAUGACUUCUUCACGAUGGGAGCGAUCGCGGACGAACUGGACAUUUCUUGCCUCAGAGCGAAUCCGACAUGGCUGGAGAAUGCUGACCCCCGUGGAGACAAAGUACAAUCGGGCUACGGAAUCAGUCACAGCAGAAUAUGCCGCGAAUGUGGCAUCGGUAUCGGUUCGGAUGGUCGACCUCGCGCGGGAGUCGGUACUGGUCUAGACAUCUCGACCCUGGUGGAAAUCGAGGCUGAAAAUAGAGAAGGGUGUGCACCGGUCGUCCCCUUACCGCCUGGGACGCUAUAUAAACAGUUCUCGGACGCGCACGCGGACUGGACAGCACGGCAGAAACAUCCACUGUUAACGACACGUGUCCGCAGCCGAAAACCUUUUCCGGAACAGCCAGAACCGUCUUCUUUACGAAGCGGCAAAACCGAAACAGAGGCACUACCAGUUGGCGGAUCUAAGGUUCCUUUACCGCCGGCGAGCGCCACAUCCAGACCGUUUCAAAGCUUCGCGGCCCAACAAAGGCAACAAGCAAUCCCAUCGGGAGCAGUGCGACGAGGUCCACUUGCGCCAGAGGAGAUCCCAAAGGCAGAGCAACCGAAAAUUGUUGAGCCUCCUCUUCAACCACUUUUGAGAGAACGGCCGAUGCGUGCGGCCACUAUCCGUACCACAAGAAGUGCGGCGUCGCGUGAUCCAAUACCCCCGACAUCUAGGACGUUACCACGAUCGACGACUGCGCCUGACUUUACGAAAGAGAUUGUCAAACAAGAGCUGAGCCAAAGCAGGCCAGAGGUUCGGAGGAUCAGAAGCGGAAUCACCGCCAUGGCCUCAAAUUCUGAAAGCCAGCGGGCAAAGAGCAGUUCACGGUCGGCCGUGGCAGCAGAAGCCGCGUCUGCGCGUUCGAAGUCGUCCUCUUCUCCUGACCUGACAGGGUCAAUGGGAGAUGUACCUUCACAUGUCUUACAACCCACCAGUGCAAAUGACAGACAACCCAUAUCAGGGACGGCAGAGAAGCAGAGGCUAGUCGGCGCCGAACAGAAACAGCGGGUAGGAUCGACGACGGAGCGCCCGCGCACAGUGGUUCUUCCGAAACAUCAACCUCGAAUCAUUGGCAGAACAGACCGUGCGGUAUUGGUCCCGCGGUCUUCCAAUAUCGACGUUCUGAAUUCACUGCAAAGCCUUCACAAGGCUCUUGAUCCUCGCAGGUUCGACGAGGCAGGAAGGCGUCCAAGAUCAGCAUACGGCACCAGAAAACCCCGGACCCGAUCCACAUACCCUCGUGUUGACAAGUGGGUAGACUAUUCCACCCGGCAUGGUAUUGCAUACAUCCUCUCGGAUGGCACGGUAGGCAUGAUACUCAAAUCAUCGGAAGACAACUCUUUGCCGAGUAGUUGUGUGGUGGUGCGCCAUGCCAGCAGCCACACCAUCCGGCGAGCCAAGGGUUUGGAGUACCAAUUUGUGCCACAAGGAGCCGAUGCUGCGGACGUCGAGUUCUAUGAACAGAGUGAUUACGAAGCGGGGUUGAAGCGACUCGACGUCCCUGCACGACAAUUCUUGCUGGACCUGGAAACACACCCGAAUCAAGUGGCGGCCGCCAACGCGAUCCAGAUGCGGUUGGCGGGCAGUGAGGCUGAGCGGAUGAAGGAGGUUGCGCUUUUGGACAAGUUCGGAAAAUAUAUGAACAAACAGGGAAGGCAUGACGACUCGACCAGUGGCAGGGCAGCGGGCAAAAGCGAACGGUUUGUGCACUUCUACCAACGAGUGGGGAAUGUUGGGGUCUGGAGAUUUGCAGAUGGAGGAUUGCAAUUCAAUUUUCCGGAUCAUACCAAGGUCACCAUCCUCGGGCCGGCUACCGAGGAAGAAGGUGAGGACGGGCAGUACCGAGUUAACUGCGUCUAUCUCAUGCCCACUGAUGCCAUUGGACUUGCAAACCAUGGCGGACUCAGCGGGGAAGCAAUGGAGCGUCGCGAUGAGUUGAGCUUGCCAUUGGAAGACAUCAUGAGCGACACGCUGCGUCGGUCCGAGAUGGAGAUUGUGCGCACAAACGAGAUCAAAGAGAAACUCUGCUGGGCGCGCGCCGUGAUCGGAUGCUGGAUCAAAGAAGGCGGACUUGGUAGGAUGGGAGAAGAGAGGUUGGGCUGGAGCGGAUUGCAAGAACGACGAGACGACAAGAGGAUCAAGCUGCAGUGGGUGACGGUGGGGAGGUAUGGCGGCGAUGGCGACGGCGACAACGAGGGCAGAGUGCACAAUCACGGCUCGAGCAAGGCUGGCAACAAGGAUUGA
Messenger RNA from Fonsecaea monophora, 3180 nucleotides. RefSeq lists its product as hypothetical. The coding region runs from base 1 to 3180 and encodes 1059 amino acids. Gene Ontology annotation, cellular component: spindle pole body; cytoplasm; nucleus. The record is from RefSeq and is a predicted model, not a curated record. Gene Ontology annotation, biological process: mitotic cell cycle; protein phosphorylation; regulation of protein localization to mitotic spindle pole body. NCBI's taxonomy places the organism in Eukaryota, Fungi, Ascomycota, Eurotiomycetes, Chaetothyriales, Herpotrichiellaceae. The transcript has a single exon. Gene Ontology annotation, molecular function: protein kinase activity; ATP binding; protein binding.